CAUACCACAGCUGCAACAAAAAAUACAACUGAUACCCACCAUUUUCCUAAUAAUACUCAUUCAGAGGAGCAAGCUCUGACCAUAUGUCCAUCUAAACCACCCCCUUCUCGGAAACCUUGGAAAGAUGUCUAUUCAGAGCGUUUAAGAGUAGAACGUAAUUGGCGAAACAAUAACUAUCGAUUGCGUACAUUUAGCGGUCAUACCGAUGGUGUAAUGUGUGUCCAAUUUUGCGACAGCAAUGCUGUUAUGAUGACAGGGUCUUAUGAUAAAACCGUUCGUAUUUGGUGUCUAGAUACCGGCAAACUUGUUCGUGUUCUUACAGGUCAUUCUCGUUGUGUGCGUGCCUUACAAUUCGAUGAAGCCAAAUUAGUUACAGGCUCCAUGGACCAUACUUUAAAGAUUUGGAACUGGCAAACAGGUCAGUGUAUUCGUACGUUAGAAGGUCACACAGGAGGUGUCUUGAGUUUGCACUUCAAUUCAAGAAUGAUGGCAAGUGGGUCAACGGAUCACACCAUCCGUAUCUGGAAUUUCUCGGCUGGUGAAUGUUGCACCUUGGCGGGGCACACAGAAUGGGUCAAUUCAGUGCGUUUUUGUCAGGAAGGAACAAUGUUGGUUUCAGCCAGUGAUGAUUCUACAAUUCGCUUGUGGGACGUGCAACUACGUACUUGUAUUCGAGUUUUUGACGGCCAUGUAGGGCAAGUGCAGAUUGCCGUGCCCAGCCAUCAUGGCUUUACACAUCGUUUCAAUGAGGAAGAUGCUUUGUUUCAACAGCAGCAGCCGCAACAACAACAUCAUCAACCAUCAACAUCAUAUUUAGCUGCGGGUCAUAGCAGUAUAUCAUCGUUUCAGCCUGGAUGCGCUUCUGACAGCAGUGCUAGCCGACGGAAUAGCUUAUCCAAAGCUAAAACAAGCAGCACUGCUACGGUCACAACGGGCACCCUUUCUAAAUGCCCUAUUAUUAUUUCUGGUUCUCUAGAUAAUACUAUCAAGAUAUGGGAUAUGAACACUGGUCGAUGCAUUCGUACAUUAUUUGGACAUGUCGAAGGGGUUUGGAGUCUAGCUUAUGAUACACUUCGUAUCGUUUCGUCAUCACAUGAUAAAACCGUUCGGGUUUGGGAUUUAGGUAGUGGCAAGUGUAUGUAUGCAUUGGAAGGACACAACGGACCAGUAACAUCAGUCGCUUUGAGUGAUACGAAAAUUAUCUCGACUUCAGACGAUGGUGAUAUAAAAGUUUGGGAUUACGGAAUCUCACCGACUGAAGCUACAUCAACCACUGCAUUGUAAAAUUUUUUUUUCUUUUGUGUCAUACGACAAAUGAUGUAUCCCUGUAUAACCUUUCCGCUUCCAUUGAGUAUCAAAUUUGUACAUUUUGCUUCUGACUUCUUUAUAACCAAAUUACUAUAUUUAAACAUUAGAAACGCGUCUAAUAAACCACCAUCAUCCUUCCCUCUCCACCCACCCCCCCCCUCCUCGACUAGACACUUUUUUUGAUGAAAGACAUUAGUACUAAUCGAAUAAAAAUUACUUGUGUAUGAAAGGGACA
Molecule: messenger RNA, 1543 nt
Organism: Mycotypha africana
Lineage: Eukaryota; Fungi; Mucoromycota; Mucoromycetes; Mucorales; Mycotyphaceae
Product: quinon protein alcohol dehydrogenase-like superfamily
Exons: 1
Coding region: 214-1284 (356 amino acids)
Molecular function (GO): protein binding
Source: RefSeq, a predicted model, not a curated record